Synchiropus splendidus (mandarinfish) is the source of this 3934-nucleotide messenger RNA. RefSeq names its product MDM2 binding protein (gene mtbp). Bases 245 to 2860 code for a protein of 871 amino acids. Gene Ontology annotation, biological process: regulation of protein ubiquitination; traversing start control point of mitotic cell cycle; protein localization to kinetochore. Gene Ontology annotation, cellular component: kinetochore. The record is from RefSeq and is a predicted model, not a curated record. The transcript has 26 exons. Lineage: Eukaryota; Metazoa; Chordata; Actinopteri; Syngnathiformes; Callionymidae.
GUCUGUCUUUUAAAUCGUGAUUAGAAAGGAGCACUUAACAGCGUUCUUCUACAACCUUGGUAGCAGUCAGUGGGUGGUUCUCCAGUAGGUGGCGGUGGUGUGCAUUCAACUCUUAAACGUUCAUUGAACGUUGCGCCGAAGAAGAUUAACUGGUGGGAAAUUUGACGUCCCGCGAAUAUGUUGUUUUUAAACUAUUCCGUCUAAACGGGAUGUAGAACUGCGGAGUUUGAAUGAAUACAACACCAUGGAUCGAUACGUAUUGGUUUUAUUGUUUAGUCCGGCUGCUGGUGAAGACUCAGAGGAUGCCGACUAUCUGCAACAACUGAAAGAUCUUUACGAGCAUCUUGUGAAGUUCUCAGAUCAAGAAUCACCGAGAGGGGACUCUGCUCUCCCAGCAUGUUCACUUACUGGUUGUCCAUCAUCUCAGACGUGGCAUUUUGCUGUGCAGGUCUUUCACAGAGGUUCGCAGUUUUGCAGUUCGGAAUGGGAAGAAGUCAGAAGCAAACGAUUGGAAAGCGACAGUGAAGAAGAGAACCCCACCACACUGGAGUCAUGCGCCAGUGCGCUGGCUGGUCAGGACGGCGUGGACGAGCCUGCACAGACGGAGCUGAUUGAAGAGGCGGCUGAAGGCCUUCAUCUUCUCUCAGACAAACUCCCACCACCAGGUAAAGCUCUUGUAGACGUACUGAUGUCGUCCUCUGUGGAGGAGCCGCCUGCAGCGAAUGACCUGCUGCCUCUGCUGGGGGCCCUGAAACACAUGAGCUGCUGGCACUCUGCUAAAAUCAAUAUUGUCACUCCAGAGACAGCAGGGUGGCGAAAGUUGGCGGCCUACCUCGGUGCUAAUAUGGUGGAGCCUGGAAACCUUUGUGAUUGCAUCAACAGCCGUGAUCUGUGGAGAGGAGGUCUACUGGUCCGAGAGAAGAAGUUUGUGUCAGAGCUGUGUUUUGAGGGCUUCUCGCUGAGAUCCCUGUCUCUUUAUUCGCUGCCGACUCUCCUUCUCAAUGACACUGCUCAAGAACGCCAACAUGUGCCUGAGGUCUUUCAUUACUACGCCCCAGUCCUGGACCUGCUCCACAUCAUCAGUCUUCAAGAUCUGCCCCACUACCUGUUGUCCAACACUUUCUUCGAGCUAUGUGUUUUUGAACGGUCUGCAAGGUCCAGACUUCUUCUGGAGCAGCUGAAGUCGCUGCGUGGAAAGGUGGCCGCUCUGUUCAGUCUCUCCUGCACCGUCACUCCUGUCGCUCAGCCGCCAGCCAGCCAACUCAGCGCGCAGCGCUGGAGAGAGACGCUAGCCAAGAAGCCCAAGUCUAUACCCGUCCCUGAAGUGGAAGUCAAAGGUGAGAGCUCGCGCUACUUACUGCUGGUCCAGGGCCUGGACAGCGUUGGGGACGGCGAGCUGUGCCAGGCCAGGAUGCUCUACUCCGAUAGUCAAGUUAAUGGAGCGGCUGCCAUGGCAACAGUCUCUGGGAUGCUGGCAGAGAAGACCAUGUCAGCAGAAGCCGGCACUGCAGGCGACAUCCUCCGCUCUCUGCCCCGUCUCCAAGGAAACGACCUGCUGAGGAGGGAGGCGAAGGUGCUCCAGCUUCAGACAAUGGUGCUUAAGGAUUAUAUAAAAAAGAAAGAAGAGACUUCGUCCUCAACUUCAAUAUCUGUCACUGAGCUGAAGGCCAUCCUGCGUCUGGUCAGGGAGCGGUACUUUGAGAUGGUGGAGUCCACUCAGCCCACAGCUGCCUGCCUCACAGAUGACCAGCAGAGCAUGGAAGCCACGAGCUCAGGUCUGCAGCCCUCUGAGGAGCAGGAGCUUUGGCCAGAGAAAAGCGCCUUGUACAACAUAGAAAACCAGCAGAAGAGACGGCAGAAGCAACGGUUUGGCUUGUUCGGGCCGGGAACCAGUGACAGCCUGCUGGGACCGAAGGAGGGUCAGAAGGCGCCUGCCACUCUGCUGGAUGCCAAGGAACUGCUGAAGCACUUCACGCCGGACGGGAAGCCUGCCGGAGAGCUGAAGCCACUCUCUGUGGCCCGAGGCCCAAACCCGUUUCUGCUGUCCCCUGAUCUGUCUCCGGGCAGAGUUGGUCAGAUGUCCUUCGAGGCUGCUGCUGCCUCCCACUAUCAUGGCAUCGAAUUUUGCCUGGAUAAGCAGCGGGCGCUGGAACGAGACCAGGGCUUUGUCCGUCUUCAGUCGCGCCUGAUUCGCUAUGAAACACAAACAACCUGCUCCAAGGAACCUGCCGCCCUCCCAUUCGCUCUAAGCCCCGCCCCCUCGCCUGCUGUGAUGUUAGAGCCAAGAAGUGUUCCUGAUGGAGAGACGCUCCUGAAUGCUGACGUGGCCCGACUCAAGCUCAGGUCCCGGAACACGGACACAGCUGGGGGUCCGUCGAAGAAGAGGAUGGCAAAGUCGGAGAGCAGCGAUUCUCCCGCUCCUCAGAGCAGCAGCAGGACUAUCAGAAGUCUGAGGCAGCAGCCUGGCAGGUGCCACUCCACCUCAUCCUUAAGCUCCUCCUCCACCACAAGACGGACAUCAUCUGGUUUGGCAAAACCCUCAUCAGCAGACAAGUCAAAAUCCGGUGAUCAGAAGACGAGUGGUGAGCCAUCGGAGGAUAAAACCACAAAGGAAUCUCGCUCUCAGAAACACAACAGGAUGCUGCAGGACGUGGUGGCCAAGACCCUUACGCUCCACGGGAUCGGAGCCGACCACAAGUGCUUCCAGCCCUGCAGCAAGAGGCUGUUUGAUAUCUCCAAGUUCUACCUGAGGGAUCUCAAGACAUCCCGCGGCCUCCAUGACGAGAUGAAGAAAGCGGCCGCCAGCAACGUCAAGCAGGUCAUCGACUGGGUGUUGGAAAAGAGCGCGAAGAAGACGUGACGGCGCUGCAGGAGCUCUCCUUCACCUGCACUCACACUCUGGAUCUCAAUCGCUUCAGUCACUCUGCCUUUUUAGUGUGAAGAUAUUUAAUAAAUGUCUUUUAUUUUGCAAUAAAGUGGACUGCAUUUUACCUCCUGAGCUGUGUGGGUUGAGUUCCGAGGGUCUGUCCCUGGAUCACCCAUCUGAAUGAGGAGACACAGAUCAGACCAGACCUCUUUGACUUUUUCAUUACUUCCUGUGAAUAUUUAUGAUGUCGAUAAGAGCAUCUGCCUGUUUGUAACGCUUUCAUGGAGACAUGUUCAAAGUGUGGUCCUCUGGAGAGUCCAGCUGAGUGAAACAGCUUUCCCUCUGCUGACCUUUGUCUUGGAGUUUGGUGCGCUGCUGCUCCGAACACUGGAGCACGACUCUCCAGGUCAGAGGGAGACUCACUUGCUGGAGCAGAGUGUGAAUGAGCAAAUAAACCGCAUCACUAGUUAACAAGCCAGAACACACUCACACGUGUUGAUCGGUUAUUACAUGAUAAUUGCAUUAAUGAUGCUGGUUUCCCCCCUAGUUUGUGAAGCAGGUCUGUGAGGUCAGGGCUGGUUGAACGAAGUCGCAGCUCAGCUGCAGGUUCCUUCCAUCCGAGCUGGUCUGUGGUGCCAGCCCACCAGGGCCAGGGACCACUGGUGACGCCCACCAAGUCAAGAGUUCCAGAGGUUUCAAGUCUUUCCGGAGUUUCUGCUGACGCGCAGCCCACCAGCCUUCGACCCACCUGUUCAAGACCAGAUCACCCUGUGGAGUUGCUCUGCUCUGUUCUUCGUCUCUCUUCCGUGUCCUCAGUUGCACGUGACACCCAGAGUCCCCGAGUCCCAGAGCUGCAGGAGGAAGUGGAUCCUAGCAAGGUCGUGGGGGCAGCUGCUGAAAUCAAGUGGCCUGGACCUCCCUUUCUGCAGAAACCUCUUCCACUUCUUCAGAACCUUGAGCUGUCGCAGUGCAUUUUGGGACUGAGAGCUGGGAUGGAAUCAGGCACGAGGAAGACCAGUGUGCUGCUAACCAUUGACCCUGUGGACAUCACAGACGUGCAGGAGGUGC